AUGGAGAAUGAAGAGCGGACAAGUUUCACGUUUGAGAUAGAUAACUUCUCCGAGAAAGGAACUGCGAUAUCAUCACCAACAUUCUCAAGCGGCAGCUGCGAAUGGUUAAUUGUGGUUUCUACCAGAGUUGAUAGUGCUUGUGAAAGCUUGUGUCUGGACCUCGGUGUUGCAUAUCCUGAAUCAUUGAGACUUGGAUGGAAAAGACGAGCUAGGUUUUCGUUUUCACUAUUGAAUCAAUCAUGCAAAGAGCUCCAGAGAACAUCUGAAUCAUGCAGCUUGUUCUUUGCUCAGAAAUCAAGAUGGGGUUGGAGUUUCCCUCUUGAACAGAUUCAAGCAAAUGGGGUUUUGGAGAAGAACAAACUGAGAGUUAAAGUGGAAGUAAAAGUAGUUGAAGUUGUUGAUGAAGGAGUUGUCACUGGUAAUGAGACAUUUGAUUUUCAUGGUUUCCAAGUUCUUUGUUCUCAGGCUGCUUCAGUGAGCCAGCAUUUCAGGAAUUACCCGGAUUUCGCAGUGAAUGUCAGAACAAAGAACCAACUGGUGAAGACAACAUACAUGAAUAUCCUCCUCGGUCUCAUCGAGACACUGAACAAGCCUCCAGAUAGCUUAUCUGAGACUGAGCUAAACAACGCUCUUAGCGAGUUGCUCGAGCUAACAGAAGCAGGCUUCAAGCUAAAUUGGUUGAUGAAAAAGCUUAUUGAGGUUUCCUUGGAGUGGACGAAAGAAAAUGGUGAUGUGUGUCGAGUCCAAGUACUUAGGGAACACAUCAAGAAUCUCGAAGUUGAAAUGGAAAAGGAGAAGGCCAAGUAUGACAAGAAAUAUUGGUCGUUGCGUGGGCUCCUAUGGGAGCUGGAUGAUGAGCUGCGUGAUGAGCAGAUAAAAACCGAUACUGAAUUCUUGCGCAAGGCUGCUAAAGACUUGCGAGAGGCUGUUGUUCACUCUUGGAAUGAAUUGAAAGCAAGACUCAGAUUUGCUGAUCUUCGUAAUGAAAAAAUAGAGUAA
Molecule: messenger RNA, 999 nt
Organism: Microthlaspi erraticum
Lineage: Eukaryota; Viridiplantae; Streptophyta; Magnoliopsida; Brassicales; Brassicaceae
Source: the annotation of a GenBank genome assembly